This is a messenger RNA of Hibiscus syriacus, 2257 nucleotides long. RefSeq names its product protein indeterminate-domain 7-like. Gene Ontology annotation, cellular component: nucleus. Lineage: Eukaryota; Viridiplantae; Streptophyta; Magnoliopsida; Malvales; Malvaceae. The coding region runs from base 436 to 2088 and encodes 550 amino acids. Gene Ontology annotation, molecular function: DNA-binding transcription factor activity. The transcript has 3 exons. The record is from RefSeq and is a predicted model, not a curated record.
ACAUCUCUCUCUCUCUUCGUCUGAGUUUCAUGAGCUGAUCGGUCUCAAAAUUUGUGUGGUUAUUAUUAGAUUAAUUUAUAUUCAAAAAAAUAUGAAGCUUAACAGUGGAUAGAGAUGGAGGAUCCGCUUAAGCUCUAUAUAUAUGCAUGAGUUAUAAUAUUACUUACUCUAUUUGUUUCUUCUGAGAGUAUUUCUAAAAAAACAAAAACAUUGUCUCCUGUGCUGAAUCCAAUAUGAUGAUUCUCGUAUAUAUUCAUUGAUAUGUUAAGCCUAGCUAUUCAAGUAUCGAUUCCUUUCUCUUUUAUCACCUAGUUUUGGUUUUUUAUCUUUGGAAUUUCUGUUUGUACCCUACUCUUUUUGUAUGUAAAACCAAGAUCCAUGGCGCAUCAUACAAAUUUUGGUGGUUUAGUUCAUUUGUUCACUGGAUAGAAGAAGAUGAAAGGCUUAUUGUUCCACCAACAACAGCAACAGACACAAGUUUUGGAAGAGAACAUGUCGAAUUUGACUUCGGCUUCUGCAUCUGGUGAAGCCAGUGUUUCCUCAGGCAGUAGAAUGGAAGCUGGUUCCAGUUAUCCCCAACGAAACUUCACCAUUCAACAACCUCAAGCUCAGCCAGUUAAGAGAAAGAGAAACCUACCAGGCAACCCAGACCCAGAUGCAGAAGUGAUAGCCUUGUCUCCUAAAACCCUCAUGGCAACGAAUAGAUUCGUGUGUGAGAUCUGCAACAAAGGCUUUCAAAGAGACCAGAACCUUCAGCUUCAUAGAAGAGGGCAUAAUCUGCCAUGGAAAUUAAAGCAAAGAACAAGCAAAGAGGUGAGGAAGAAGGUAUACGUAUGUCCAGAAGUAAACUGUGUGCACCAUGAACCGUCGAGAGCGCUCGGAGACUUGACCGGAAUCAAGAAGCACUUCUCGAGGAAACACGGCGAGAAGAAGUGGAAAUGCGAAAAGUGUUCGAAGAAAUAUGCAGUUCAAUCGGAUUGGAAAGCUCACUCAAAGACUUGUGGCACUAGGGAAUAUAGAUGUGAUUGUGGAACCCUCUUCUCAAGGAGGGAUAGUUUCAUCACACAUAGAGCCUUCUGCGAUGCUUUAGCAGUGGAAAGUGCAAGGGCAAUCAAUCCACUUCUUUCUGCUCAUCAAUCAGGCCAAGCCUCGUCCCACAUCCAGUCAUUUUCGCUUAAGAAAGAGCAGCAAAGUUUCACUCCUCUGAGGGCAGAGAUUCCUCCAUGGCUGGCUAGCCAAGCAAUGCUCGGGGCUGGUCCUGGCCCACAGCAUCAUGUUGACCUUUCCUCCUCAUCACCGUCAAUAUUCUCCCCUAGAUUAGAUCAUCAAGAUUUAACACUUUAUGGGAACCCCAGCCCUAACCCUAGUCUUGUCCCUACUCUCCCUCCUCCAUACCAUGAGACGACAGUGCCUUCUGCUCACAUGUCAGCCACUGCAUUGCUUCAGAAAGCAGCUCAUAUGGGUUCGAUCAUGAGCGGUAAAAUUGGGCCAUCAACAGUACCGGCUACUGUUGCUGGCUCAUUGAGGAGACCCCACCAACCAACUCACGUGUCUGCUGAUUCUGCUGGCACUAACAACAACACAACAACAGCUGGUUUUGGAUUCGACUUGCCUUCACGUGAACAAGAACUGGAUGUGGUGGAUAGUAGUACUGGUGGAUUUAUCCAUGGCUUUUCUCCUUUCGGGAACUGUAAACCUGCUGCUGCCAUGGCAGGCGGAGAUGACCAUCAUCAUCAUCAAGCUGACUCAGGUGCUACUCUUUCCCUUCUCCAAGACAUGAUUAAUUCUUUGUCUUCUGCCACUGGAUUUGACGCCACUAAUUCCUUUGAUGACAUUGCGUUUGGUGGUGGCAUCUUGAACACAAAGAAGAUCGAUGGGAGUUCCAUCGACGAAUCAUUCUCGAAAACAACUACACCGAUGACGACAAACGCUACCACUCAGCAGAGUGAAGGCUUGACGAGAGAUUUCUUGGGUCUUAGACCUCUCUCUCAUGCCGAUAUUCUCAACAUCAGUGGUCCUAGUAAUUACUGCAUCAACAACACUUCGCAUGAACAACGAAACCAGUCUAAAAAAACAUGGCAGCUUUAGGUAAUAUAGUAACUUUUUCUUCUUCUUUUUCAUUUGAACUUCCUUCCAAACAUUUCUUAAAUUUUAUAAUCUAUUUACUGCAAUCUUUCUAAAGGGAAUGACCUCUAAAGGUACUGAUAUAUAAUAUCAGUUCUUUAUAUUCAUAUUUAAUGUAGCCCAAUGUUACAAA